This is a messenger RNA of Echinococcus granulosus, 228 nucleotides long. RefSeq lists its product as hypothetical. The transcript has 3 exons. Lineage: Eukaryota; Metazoa; Platyhelminthes; Cestoda; Cyclophyllidea; Taeniidae. The coding region runs from base 1 to 228 and encodes 75 amino acids. The record is from RefSeq and is a predicted model, not a curated record.
AUGCGGGCUGGCAUUGUUGCUCUCCUCACCAUUUUGGCUGUCGUUGCUGUUUCCGCAGAAGCCAGAUACAAGACGAAGCUUGAGAAGUGGGAAAAGUUCUUCGAGGAGGACCCUCUAGGCCAAAAAAUCUCUGAUCACUAUGCCGAGUUGAAGGAACUGAUUAAGGAAGUCAGACAGCGUAUUCGUAAGCAACUGGCGAAGUAUGUCAAGCAGUUGAAGAGUGAAUAA